AUCUGACAAAUGUCUUGAGUGUAAAGAUAGUCGUCAGUAUCAUUAGCCAACCCAUGCUGACUGUCCGUCUGGAGCCCUCUGUAGGAGGAAGGCCCCUGAGGCUCAUUGUAACCACGUUCCUCACCGGCGGACAGCUCAGCUAAUGAAAAGAUGGACCCAGAAAAUAGUGGCCGGGCAGGUCUUGCUCUCCCAAACCCACAAGGGCCCUCCAGUGCGCCUGAAAUUGAGCUUUCAGAAGUAUCUCUCCAUGAAAACCCCUUACUACAGAAGACUGCCUCAUCCCCACCAUGCCACACAUGGCUGAUAUUUUUGAAGAGGGAACUGGAGUUUCUGGGGGUAACACAAAUUCUGGUUGGCUUGAUAUGUCUUUGUUUUGGAACAAUUGUCUGCUCCGUGAUCAAUAUUUCAGAACUUAAGGAAGAUGUUUUUUCAUCAUUUAAAGCAGGCUACCCAUUCUGGGGAGCCGUGUUUUUUGCUAUUUCUGGAUUUUUGCCAAUUAUGUCUGAAAAGAAACACACUACCUGUCUGAUGUGGGGAACCCUGUGGGCCAACGCUGUCAGCAGCAUAGCUGCCGGAAUAGGAAUCUUCAUCCUGACGGUCAAUCUGAAGAAGAGCUCUGCUUUUAUCUACAACUGCCAGGAAGUUUACGGAGAGGACUUCUGCUUUAUGGCUUGUUUUUCCACUGAAAUUGUGGCAAUGAUCCUGUUUCUCACCAUUCUGGGAUUUUGUAGUGCCGUGUCCCUCAUAAUCUAUGGGGUUGGAGAAGUAGUCCAAGGGAACAAGAUUGCAGAAGAUCGUCUUUAUGAGGAAUUAAACAUAUAUUCACCGAUUUACAGUGAGUUGGAAGACAAAGUGGAGGCCUCUUCUCCAGCUGAUUCAUAAGAAUCGUGUCUUCAGACCAUCCUGACUCAUGGCAAAAGUCUAGAAUAGGCCAAGAUCUUUCUUUAAGGGGAUAUUGGAAAAAAUUCAGUUCUGUCUAUGGUCUUCCAGGUUUACAU
Messenger RNA from Mustela lutreola (European mink), 998 nucleotides. RefSeq names its product high affinity immunoglobulin epsilon receptor subunit beta-like. Gene Ontology annotation, cellular component: plasma membrane; external side of plasma membrane; Fc-epsilon receptor I complex. The record is from RefSeq and is a predicted model, not a curated record. The transcript has 7 exons. Bases 151 to 882 code for a protein of 243 amino acids. Gene Ontology annotation, biological process: cell surface receptor signaling pathway. Lineage: Eukaryota; Metazoa; Chordata; Mammalia; Carnivora; Mustelidae.